CAUGGAUGUUUACUAGUCCUGUGUUGGAAUCGAACAAACUUACAGCGCAAGCUCUUGGCGGAUUCCAAGAGGUUUUUCUAUCAGGUCGAAAUGGCUUCAGCAUUAACAGAGAUGGCGGAGGCUUUGGACGAACAGUCAGUGACGGAGAGGUUACUUUCAGGCCAUGAAGAUGCUCUGUGGUUCCGUAAAUCAAUCCUCAUGAUGACGGCCUCCGGCGGAGACAAAAAGGGAGGGGCCAGCGGGGAUCACCAUGACAACAGCAAAUCCCCAGGGGGGAUAGUUGAGGUCGAGGGCAACGGGCAGGCUUUGCAUCCCGUGGUGGCCGGACAAGGUGGUAGCCAAAAGACCAAUCAGAAUGGCACAUUCCAUGGUAACGUCGUCCAGGAUGUUAGUACAGAAAAUAUACACAUACUGCCCGACUCAUUGCCUAUUAACACUGAUAACAAUGCCCGGAACAAAGUGUCACCAGUGAGUUCAAGACCGGCUACAGCGAACUCUAUGGCGCGCAAGUCGGCAUGGGAGCGUGCUCAAGAACACUACGAGGCGCAAGCCAAGGAGUCCCGUCGGAAGGGGACCAAAGUGAAACCGUUCAAAUUGGACGAGGAAGAACUUGUGAGUCAGAACUUCACGUGUGACAAGAGGACUAUUGCGAAAAUAUUCCGUUCUAAGAAGUUUAAAACACCCAAGCUAGAGCGACUGUAUCAGAGAUAUUUUUUCAAACUGAACCAGACGAAUUUGACUGUGUUGAUGGCGCUUGUGUGCAUCGUCAGUGUCCUUCUCAUUAUCUUCUACUACAUUGGCGGCGCCACUGUCCCGGCAAGGGGGGUAACUCUGGGUGUUUUUGUGAUACUGUUUAUUGCCAUGGAGAUUCUGUGCAAUAGGGGAGCAUUUAAUCAAAUACAGCUGGUUGUGAUGUGCUAUGUGAUUGUGAGUCUUCUGUUAGUCAUGGUCAUUUUGAUUGCGGUGGACAGUGACCCGCGCAGUGCCUCUAAUGGCGUCUGGUGCACUGUCUUCUUCAUUUAUAUGGUGUACUCUCUGCUGCCGGUGCGCAUGCGUCUGGCGGUGGGCUCGGGACUAUUUCUCUCUGUGAUACAUAUCACCUGUGUUGUUGCUGUCAAUCACCACGACUCCUUUCUCUGGAAGCAGAUUUUAGCAAAUAUAUUUAUUUUUAUGUGUGUGAAUGUGGCUGGGAUGUUCACACAUUAUCCGACAGAGGUGGCUCAGCGUCAGGCCUUUCUAGAAACACGGAGGUGCAUCGAGGUGCGACUCAACACCCAGCGAGAGAAUCAGGAACAGGAGCGCCUUUUACUCUCGGUCCUGCCGCGGCACGUUGCCAUGGAGAUGAAGGCAGACAUCGCUGGCAAACCCAAGGACACAAUGUUUCACAAGAUUUACAUCCAGCGGCAUGAGAACGUCAGCAUUCUCUUUGCGGACAUUUGUGGAUUUACCUCCCUUUCAUCCCAAUGCACGGCCCAGGAGCUGGUUCAGUUGCUCAACGAGUUGUUUGAUCGGUUUGACCAGCUUGCCCAGCGUAACCACUGCUUGCGAAUCAAGAUUCUUGGCGACUGUUAUUACUGUGUCAGCGGACUGCCUGAGGCCAGGCCAGACCAUGCCCACUGCUGUGUCGAAAUGGGACUGGAAAUGAUUGAAGCCAUUAAACUUGUGCGGGACUUGACAGGAGUCGAUGUGAACAUGAGGGUGGGUAUCCAUAGUGGGAGGGUACAUUGUGGGGUGCUCGGCCUGCGGAAGUGGCAGUUUGAUGUGUGGUCCAACGAUGUCACCCUAGCCAACAUGAUGGAAGCUGCUGGAUUACCAGGGCGAGUUCAUAUCACAGAGGAGACCCUGAAAUGUCUGAAUGGAGAUUAUGAGGUGGAGCCUGGAUACGGUGGGGACAGACAUACCUACCUGAAGGACAACAAUAUACAGACUUACCUCAUCGUUAAUGACCAACCCAAACCUAAGGAGUUGGUGACCUCACCAGAGAAAUCCCCGGGUAUGGGACGCAUGUCCGUGCUCUCCAGCCCCUACGCUAAUGGCAGCACGGGGAAAGAGAUGAAGAGGAUGGGAUUCAGGGAUGAGUCCGCACACUCCAAUAUACACCAUAAACUGGGCUAUGGUACUCAAGAGAACAAAGACCCAGAAGAUGAAGUGAAUGAGUAUUUAGAACGAGCAAUCGACGCCAGGAGCAUUGAUCGCCUGCGCUCAGAACACGUUAAACGCUUCAUUCUCACACUCCGCAAACCAGAUUUGGAAGAAAAGUAUUGUAAGGUUCGGGACACGAUGUUCAAAAGUUACAUGGCCUGUACAUUCUUCAUGUUACUCCUCAUCAUCAUCACACAGGCUGUUAUCAUGCCAUAUUCACCAUUAAUGGCAGCUGUCAACCCUACUUGUGUCAUCAUUGUUUUUGUGCUAUUUCUACUUAUCCUGACUGAAACUUGUGCUUGUACCCCCAAAGGCCUGCGUGCUGUCGCAACGAAGGUGGCUGUCAAUCGUUGGCUCAGUCAGAUCAUUGCUGUGGUGGCUGUUUUAUGUGUCUAUGUUGCCGGCUUCUGUGCUAUGUUUUCCCUGGAUACCACUAAGCUGACGUCGUGUCUGUCCUCCAUCUACGGGAUUCCGGAGGAGGAGGUCAAUCUGACCACACUGCAACUGUCCAACAUCUCCAUGGGCGUGGAGAAAUCAGUCUGUAACCCCACUUACACUACCCACUUCCCAGAGUAUUUCACGUUCUGCGUGCUGCUCUCCAUGAUCUCCAGCUCCGUGUUCCUCCAGGCCAGCAGUAUUCUCAAGCUUGUACUUCUCUGCUUCAUGGCCAUACUCUAUGUGAUAUUUGUGGAGAUCUCACAUGUCAACCUGUUUGAUAACCGAGAUCUGCUUGUCAUGGCCAACGUGGGGAAGGAAGUCCAUGACCCAAACUCUACAAUUGGCCUGAAAUGGGAGACCAUCAUCAUCCUGUUCGUAUUCACAAUUGUCUUGUUUAUCCACGCUCAGCAGGUCGAAUCCACAGCCAGGCUGGACUUCCUAUGGAAAAUUCAAGCGACAGAGGAGAUGGAAGAGAUGGAGAGCCUCCGGGCGUACAAUCUCAAACUGGUGGCCAAUAUUUUGCCCCUCAGUGUGGCCACCUACUUCCUCAAGAACCAAGUCAAUAAACAAAACAAUCUUUACCACAAGGACUGUGAGAACACGGGGAUCAUGUUUGCCUCCAUCACUAACUUCUCCGAGUUUUACAUGGAACUGGAGGGUAAUAACGAGGGUGUAGAAUGUCUCCGGCUUCUUAAUGAGAUUAUUGCAGAUUUUGACGAGAUCUUGGAACAGGAGAAAUACAAGUGCAUUGAGAAGAUCAAGACAAUUGGUUACACCUACAUGGCUGCCUCGGGACUGUCUCCCGAGACAAACUUCCCUGAUCAGAGUCACGUGGUCACGCUGGCCGAGUAUGCCUUUGCCAUCAGAGCACAGCUGCAAUACGUUAAUGAGCAUUCCUUCAAUAACUUUAAAAUGAGAGUAGGUAUGAAUGUUGGCCCUGUGGUGGCAGGAGUCAUUGGUGCUAAGAAGCCUCACUAUGACAUCUGGGGGAACUCUGUUAACGUGGCUAGUCGCAUGGACAGUACUGGGGUUUCUGAUCACAUACAGGUCACACCUGAGGUGUACAACCUCCUUUCUCCGCUGGGGUACAUCCUGGAAUGCCGGGGCAUAAUACGAGUAAAGGGGAAGGGCGAGAUGCUGACCUACUUCCUGAAGGCACGUCCAGGACAGAAAGACAUUGGACCUACCAUAUUGUAGCCCAUACUUUCACCUCUGACCUUUCACCUUUCACUGACCCCUUUUAUAUCAUCAGUCUAACAUUAAUCAUGAACAUUUGUUAUGGGUUGGUGCCUAUACUCAUAUCAUCAUUUACAUUCACAUGGGUAUAUAUAUAUAUAUGUGAUAUCUAUCUAUAUACAUAUAUAGUUGUUUGAAGAGAAGAAAAAGUUUGAAACGGCAGUAGAAUUACAAGAUUGUGAAAGAAAGAAAGUUUGGUUUUCCUUAUACAGUGUAUUGGUAUGACUCCACAUCAAAAUCACCAAGUAUUUACCUACAUGUACAUAUAAAAUGCAUAUAUAUAUAUAUAUAUGUUAUCAGCCAUUUUAAUAUUUAUACAUGGUAAAUGUUUUGUUUGUUUUUUUGUUGUUUUUGUUUUUCAUCAAAGGACAUUCUAAUAUCCAUUUAUCUCGUACCAUCUUUUGUGCAGGCAUAGAGUUUUGAUGUCAUAGUUUUAUGGAAGACUUAUCAAUACAUAUCAACACAUUCAUCUGUGACUGAUGGAUACAGUGUACAUGUACAUAUACAUAUAUGUACAGUAUUAGAGUGCUUUUGUACUGCAAACAUGAAUUUUUCAUUGGUUGUCAUGUAUAACUACUAUGGCAAUAUAUACUCUUGGCCCCAUAAGAUUUCCAUAAUAAAACGACAUUAAUUUUAUUUUGUGUUUUACAAGAGAGCUGACUCUCCGAAGGCCUAUAAAUGGAAUGAACAUAAAACUCAAAAUCCACAUAUUUAUUUUGUCCAAUUUUUAUAUUUUUAUGAUUUUUUCCUGUUGUUCAGGGCUUUCCAAUCAUGUACAUAUGUAUCUUCAAAAGGAGAAAACAUUGAUGAGUGUCCACAUUUCCCACAAAUUAGGCUUGUUUUUUAUUCGUAUUUUUAUUGACUCCUUUGGUAUUGGAAAAAGAUUUAUUCUUCCCAUAAAACAACAAUGUAAAUUGAUGUGGCAAGAAUUCCCUCAGUAUUUCCAUCACUUCAAGCUGUACAUCAGUUUGCAUGUGUAUGGUCACGUCUCUAUAAUUCCUACACCUCUUUAUCAGCUAGCGCAGCGUAAUGACCCAGUAGCCUCUCACCAAUGCGGUCGCUCUGAGUUCAAGUCCAGCUCAUGUUGGCUUCCUCUCCGGCCGUAAGUGGGAAGGUCUUCCAGCAACCUGCGGAUGGUUGUGGGUUUCCCCCGGGCCGUGCCCGGUUUCCACACACCAUAAUGCAAUAUAAGUGAAAUAUUCUUGAGUACGGCGUAAAACAAUCAAAUAAAUAAAUAAAAUUUUUAUCAGCUUGUCUCUAUGUACUCAUAUCAAGUUUCACAUGUACAAGUUAGCACAAUGGGCUCAGUAGAAGGCAGUUAUUACCAGCCACAAGCAUCCUGCUACAGUAAGACCCGCUUUAUUGCAUAGGCAAAAUGCAAGAAAAUAUUCUUCAGAAAAUUUUGAUCCCAUAACCACCUACAUUUCACCAAUGUUCUUAUUUUACUUCAUUUAAUUUUUUUGUCUGGUAGCUCAGUGGCCCACUGAUCCAGUGUAGCCUAUAGUAAAUGAAAACUUAAUUGAAUCAUGUACCUUAAUUCCUCAACAUUUUCGCAUAUGAAAGAGCAACUUUCAGUUCAAUUUGUGCACUUUUUAAAUUUGAUUUUCGAGACGAAACUACAUUGGUUGGGUCGGCCAUUUUCGGCGCUUCACAAAAAGUAUAAUUUUAACAGCGUACAUACAAUAAUGUCCUCGGAAUAUGCUUGAAUAAACACCUUGCAAAAGUGAAAUGGUUAUUACAGUACAUCAGUACCACUCUUCAAUGUGUGUAUCAUUCAUAAACUAUGUGUAAGCUUUCCAAAUGUAUAAAAUAAUUAAAUUUCACAUGUAUGCACUGUUGACUUGCAAAUGCAAAACACACUCGUCACAUUCGAUGCGAAUUGUGGCGUGAUAUUGCACAGGCAUUCAUAAUCCUUGCAAUUGUGGUACUGCCUGCACAGUGUAACUGCGCGCUCACCUGUAUCUCUGCAGAGGUUAAAAUGUAUCCGUCUACAACACUGGUAUAUCUGCAAGAGUGCACAAGUGUUCGUUAUUUAGAUAUGCAUGUAUUUAUUUAAAUAUGUCAUUUAUAAAUUUUAUGCACCUUGGUAUUUAUGAAAAUCCAUGCAACUAUUGUACUUUGUCACUUUUUAGGUACAUUUUCUGCACGAAAUUGAAUCUGUGAACACCUAUUUUCAUACCCUAAUGUACUUCUACGUGAAAUGGAAAAAUGCAUACAACUCUCUAUAGACACCUAUUUAAUCCAGAACUUAAAGGUCUAUUUUGCUAAUAUGCAUUUGCGUAAGCAUAUUUGUAGGGAGAUGAAAAUCUGAUGAAAGGAAAGUAUUAAGAAAAACAGAUCAUCUUGUUUGCAGGUGUAAGAAAAUGUGUGCAACUGUUCAGCACACUUCUAACUUUACUACUGCUCAUCCCAGUACUGUAUGUGCAACUUCACAACAUACUUGUAGAGUUGCAACUGUCCAAUCAAACUAUGUGCAACUAUUCAGCACAAAUCUAAUUUAGUACACCGUUUUAAUGUGUAUUUCGACUUGUACAUGUGUUUUUCUGCCUGUAUGACUGUUGGCAGUAUAUGAGUUAGUAACUGAACAAUGGGUACGCUCAUUAAAGAGGGCAUAACGCAGACAAAACUACCCAUCUGCGACGGCUAUCAUAUCAAAACAUAAACUAAGGACAUGUGCCAGCUUAAAAAUAGGAAGGUGAUUUGGCCACCCUGGAUGGUACGACGGUGUGAAAUUUUGGGCCUUGGCCCAUGCACUAUUAGUCUUUAUCUGCUGAACUAUUUCUGGGGAGCAAAAACUUCCUGUUCAUGAAUCUUCGGUUUCAGCAGUUUAUCUUUUGACAUUUUAUGGAAACCUUUAUCAUAUUGCUUUAUACUUAAGAACGACCUCUAUUGCAUACCUGCAGUAAAAUUUUACUUUGCGAAAUAUGUACAUUGAUCCAGUCUCUCGAGCUUUUGUCAUGAAUACAGCUUGAUCCAAACAUCACAAAAUCCCAGUUCAGCCAUAACCUAAAUCUUUAGGAUGAUAUGAUCAUAAUAAAUUGUUCAAUAUAUACAUACACGUGCAUACAAUUGCGCAUUUUGAGCUUAUCCUAAAACUUGAUUUUCUUUUUUUCUCUCGCCACGGUAUGGCUGAAAUAUUGCCGAUCUGGCGUUAAGCCAUAAUCAUUCAUUGUUCUUUUCUCACCUUUGACCAGCACACUUGUUAUAAUUAUACAAAUAUUCCACACUGUAAUAUCAGUGAAUACGGAAAGCUUCCCGAUUUUUUUUUCUGCAAAUAAUUUUUACAAUAGUUACAAUGUUUCAAUUCUGUCAAAAAUGAAUUGAGGUGAUCAGUUCAACUUUUAAUUUAUAAAUCUGCGCUUACCUUAUGUCCUAAACUUGCCUUUAUUAUCUUUAUGCCUGACAUCAUUCCAUGCUAUGUUUUUAUAGUUUACAUCUGAAUAUAAAUGUAUAGCCAAAAUGAAGUUUCUUAUGAUAUUGUAUAUUUAUAAAUUGCGUUAUGAAAGCAAAAAAUUUGUCGUUUCUUUUUAAUGGACAAUUUGCUGUAAAUGAUUUUAAAUUUAAAAAAAAUAUAUAUAUUCAAUUUAGAAAGUGUUUGAUACAAUUAUCAUGUAUAUUAUUUUGUAUAAACAGAUGGCAAUUAUACUUAAUGAAACUAUGUGUGUGCAUGUGCAGUGUUAGCAAGCAAUGUGAGCAGUGUUCAGAAAUUGUCAAAACUAUUUGUAUGUGGAAAGGAUCAACCAAUGCAAAAAGAGAGAGAAUCUUUUGAGGGUAGGAAUGAUGGCUGCCUUCAGCUGGAAAAUGUAGCUUCUAGGUACAUGCCUUUUGUGAGCUUGAAAGUUGCCACAGUUCAGUUUGUAUAUUUACACACAGACAAUAUAAACAUAUGUGUACUUAUAACAUGAUAUACCAGAGAAAUAAUAUUGAUAUAUGUAUUUACAAAGUUUUCCAUUGUCAAAUUGGACUGGUUAUUGAUUGUAACUGGGUAUAAACUAUAACAUGUAAAUGUGUGUACAUGUAAGUAUUUCAUGUGUAUGGAACUGGUCGACAAUUUGCAAUUUUGUACACAAAUGUAAUGUGAAUUCAUAUUGGUUUUAAAUGUAGUUCACAACAGUUCACACUGGGUUGUAAUCUUUGUGAAUUUCAACAUUGUUUUAUGUAUUUAAAAUUGCAAAAUUAUAUACAAUUAUGUUGCUCAGAUGAAAAGAGGAAAAAGUUACAAAAUUGAUAUUGUGUAAAGAAAAGAUUCCAUGUGAUUGAAAAUAUUGAAACAUGUUUACAUUGAUAUAUGUAUGUGUGUAUAAAUGUGGUUGUCAAAACAGGGUUGAUCACCUGUUGCUACCUGUUACAUGCUACCUAUUCAUUCAGUAAAUCAGAACUGACUGAUAGGAAUAUUUAAAUGUUUUCCAUAGUACAUAAGUGCUUUUUAUCUCCAGAGAGUAGUUUUAUACACUGUUUAUUGUUUACCAAUGUAUAUUUUAAUGGGAAUUUGACAUUGUAAUGUUAAAUGUUGUCAAGCAUGUGUUGUUUUUGUUGUUUGGUUACAUGGGUAAAUUGUUUUCCCCACACAUUGCUAUAAUCAAGUUAAGCAGAAACUGUCAUACUACUUAAGAUUUGUGCUGCAGUGCAGUAGACCAGACUGGUUAUUUUUCUUACUGUAUAGAAGUUAAUAUACCAUACUAUUGCGCCAACGAGAUACUAGCAUCACAAAAUCUACAUGUAACUCAGCCCUCGAAUCAUGUUUUGUAUGUUACAUUGCUUGAUGUGAUCUGGAGAGCUCCUUGCCAUUUUCAUUAUUUACGUGGAGAAAAACAAGUGAAAAUUUUCAAUUGCAGCAAUAUUGCACCCAAAAAAAAAAUACAAAAACAAACACACGCCAGAGUUAAGUCUUGACCUCAGAGCCCUUGUUAUGUAAAGGAAUGAGAGCGUGGGACAUCAAAAUUUGGACCACUAACACAGCAACAGACAGAGCAACUUAAUGUAAAACAUGUUUGUUACAGCUACAUGUAAGAAACGUCACGAGGUCCUUCAGAGUUUCAUGUAAAAGAAAGCAGCCAUGUUGUUCAAAAUUAAUGCCAGAAACUGACAUUAUAGAGUUUAGCAACACACCAUUAAAUGAUAUGUGUAUACAUACUGGUAGAUAAAAUUUGAUCCAAGAACAGUUGUAAAGGUAUUGAUCGCCUGGAAUUUUUUGAAUAUAUACCACAAUCAUUUGCAUGUUUCUUGCCGUCAAUAAUUAAAAGCUUCUAGUUGCAACACAUGCAAGCUUCUAUCGUGGCAGAUUGGCUUAAAAGAGAUUAUCUUUCUUAGGACGUAAAAACGACUUUAAAGGUGGAGAAAACAUAAAUAUGACAUAUAGUUCAGUUGAAAGAGUGCAAUGUUAUUCCUAAAUGUGGUCGUCAAUAUUUUUUCCGAUUUUGCCUUAAGGGGAAAAAGACACUUGAAAAUAAUUUUUGUAUGGUGUCUAUUGGGGGGACAACUUUUUGGUAUUUAUAGUCUUUGUUUAAUAAUGUCAUAAAUGAGGAUGUAACACAGAUUUAAUAAAUAUUUUUGCACUAGAAUUUGUUCCUUUCAGCUAACAAAUGUAUUAUACCUCAAUUUGGAUCAUAUUUAUAUUUUUAAUAUGUUCAUAAAACUUAUCAUAAUUUAGGUUAAAUGCAUAUGUUUCGAUAUAAACAACAAAUUUACAUUCAAAUAAAUUUAUUAGACAAGCAUCACAUCCUUAUUUAGAUCAUUAUUAUGUAACGGCGAUAAAUACCAAAAGUUGGUCCCAAAUGCCCACCAUACAAAAAUAUUUUCAAAUACCUUUUCUCUUGGAAAAAUAAAAAAAAAAUAUUACAGAUCAUAUUUGUCAUUAAGUUUUGACGCUCUUUCAUUUGAUUUUGACAUCAUUUUUAUGUUUUCUUCUCCUUUGAGGCACAGUUCUCCAUCAGGAGACCCAGCAGUCAUUCCAGAAGUCAAGUAAGCCUGCUGUGGUGAUAUCAAUGAUCAUGCCUCGAUAUUUUUGUUUUCUUAUUUUUUCUGGCAUUUCUGUCUUCAUU
Messenger RNA from Liolophura sinensis, 9857 nucleotides. Its product is annotated as adenylate cyclase type 6-like. Gene Ontology annotation, cellular component: plasma membrane. Gene Ontology annotation, molecular function: adenylate cyclase activity. NCBI's taxonomy places the organism in Eukaryota, Metazoa, Mollusca, Polyplacophora, Chitonida, Chitonidae. Gene Ontology annotation, biological process: adenylate cyclase-activating G protein-coupled receptor signaling pathway; cAMP biosynthetic process; intracellular signal transduction. The record is from RefSeq and is a predicted model, not a curated record.